UAAUGAAUACAUUUCAUGCAAGUGACAACGGCCGCAGCAUCAAACAGACAAGGGGUUAACGUGAUGAUGGAUGGACUGGAAGAUGAUGAAGCUCCCCAGGAGCUGGUUCAGUGCAACACCUGCAAAAGAUGUUUCUUCCCUAAAGUCCUGGCAAAACACACUAAAAUCUGCCAAAAGACGACGACCAAAAGGAGGAAAGUUUUUGACUCCAGUAGACAAAGAGCUGAGGGCACAGACAUCCCUACACUGAAACCUAUCAAACCAAAGUCACAAAGUUCAUCUGCUACUGUGAAAGCAGAGCCACCCAAGAAGCCUUCCAACUGGCGCAAGAAACAUGACGACUUCAUUGCAACCAUCCGAGCUGCCAAGACACUCACUCAGGUCAUUAAGGACGGGGGACCUUUACCUCCACCUCCUCCUCCUACGUAUGACCCAGACUAUGUUCAGUGCCCUUUCUGUCAGCGGAGGUUUAAUGAGAGUGCAGCUGAUAGACACAUCAAGUUCUGCCAGGAGCAGGCCGCCCGUAUGACCAGUAAGAGCAAGUUAGGAGAGACCAAGAAGGCCCCCAGUCGCACACAGUUAAAACCUUCAGCUCCUGUGAAGAAGGCCAGUUCUCCUGCUGUGUCAACCAUCCCGUCACCCUCCUCUCGUUUACCGCAGCGAUCAGGUCCUGGACAGUCCACUGGAAUCCCCUCUAGUAAAGUCCCCUCUGCAGGUUCAGUAAGGAGUAAUCUCUCUGGUCUCACAAGCCCUCCAUCAGGUGUUGGAACAAAGACACGUGCUGUGAGCUCUGGCUAUGGCUCUUUGAGGAACACUCACUCUGGACUAGGACUCAACAAGAAGAGAGUAGACACCAACAUAUCUAGGAAUGAAGUGGAUGGCCGGGACGAAGUGGAUAACGGUGGAAUAAAGAGCAAGUUCUGUCACUCGUGUGGGACCAAGUACCCUGUUGAAUCUGCCAAAUUCUGCUGUGAGUGUGGAGUCAGGAGGAUGUGUAUUUGAUGGUUUUCAGGAGUAGGAGGUAGAGGAUAGAAUAUGGCAGCGCUCAAGGUCACAUCAGAUAGUCUCAGCAAACCUCAUUUAUACCCCAAGUUUUCAAACUUUUGUUUCACAGCAGUGAAGCGGCUGGCGACUUUGUUUUCCUUUCUUAUCACUGUACACAUUGAGCUGAGGAUUAGGGCUGGUACGUUAUCUCAUAUUUUUCACACGGUCCUGCGGAAGAGUGCAAAUUCUGCCCUUUUACAUAGGAGAGGUAUAAUAACUUCACUUUCAUGAUAUAGGGAACUAAUAUGACAGAAACAGGGGCAACUCUGGUGAAGUUUAUCAGCUGUAUUCUUAUUAUAGGAUUAUAGGAUUUUUCUGCUGGCUGCUGUUCCAAAUGCCUCAGAAAAUUGCUGUGAAAUUCCGACGAGUCGAGCUCGAGGGUGGGUUGGAAAAUGUUGGAAAAACAAGAAAGUUGAAGACAGAAAAGAGUUGGAUAAAUAAUUAGAGGUGGGUGUGACUGCUCCUGUAUGUGAAUCCCCAGUCAACCAUAAUUCAAAACACAUUCCUUAAUCCCACCUGCAUCUGCUUACUCACAGACAAUGUUUUGUCAUUGAAGUGCAAUAUGAUUGACUACUGAAGAAAACAACAUGUUUACGUAAAAGGAAACGUUUGGGGAAUCUUUGGAGAUAUCGCCCUGAUUUAACAGGGAAUUGUCCUCUUUUAAUGCUACUAUAAUAGGCCUGGUGUUUCUCGACAAAUGUAGUAUUUACUCCAUCACCUUUACCGCCCCUCUCAUUUUAUGAAAUAAGUUUUUUUUUAUUUUUUUAUUAUUCCUUUAGAUUUCACCCAAAUGUAUAAUGGCUGCAUCUUUUUAUUCAUGUUCUUUAGCAUUCAAAUUUGUUUUAUUUCACUUUUUACAACACCUCAGUGGACUGAGGAUUGUUACAAGUUUUCUUCUUGAGAGGCUUCCUCUUGAGUCAGUAUUGAGUGCAUUAAGGUAUGUAGGAUCAACAGUAUGGUAACACUACCGUCAUUUUAAAUGCUUGAUAAAACCAUUAACAUUAUUUAUCACCCCCACACAGUUCAUUUACAGGUGGGACAGUAAGUAUGAAAGGUCUUUUAAUCGUGAACAGGUGUCUUUCAGAAUGAGAGUUUCGUUCCAAGUUACAAAAAUAAAAUGACUACAAUAAGUAGCACAUGAUGCAACAUGACAGGAAAUAUUUGAACAGACCGGACAGGUAUGUUUUCCUGUACCCGUGAUUACACAUUCUCGCUUACAGUUGUGCACUUAAUGCCAUGUAUAUUCACCAUCAAUAAACUUUGAUGAGGAAAGCUU
Molecule: messenger RNA, 2320 nt
Organism: Solea solea (common sole)
Lineage: Eukaryota; Metazoa; Chordata; Actinopteri; Pleuronectiformes; Soleidae
Gene: zc2hc1a
Product: zinc finger, C2HC-type containing 1A
Exons: 11
Coding region: 16-1002 (328 amino acids)
Source: RefSeq, a predicted model, not a curated record